AUGGCAAAAUCUGUUUGCCUAAAAAAUCCACAUGAAUGGCAUCCUUAUGUUUAUCAAUAUGGGUAUUAUGAUCCAGUAACAGUUGGUAGUAUUGAUGGUACAGAUACGACUCCACAUGAUAGAGCAAUUCAACGCGCCUUAACGUCAUCCUAUAGGAGUAAAGACCACGUUUUUAACUGGGAUCCAAAGGCUACAAUAUUUGUAGGAAGGCUACCCUAUCAUACUUCAAAAAUUUGUUUACAAAAAGCACUGCAUGAACUGUUGAAUAAACACUUAGGAAAUGAUUUAAAUAGUAAAUCUAGAAAAUACUGUCGUAGUCGUUCCCCAUUUUCAUGCGAUGAAAUUUGGCCAAAAAUUCAUCUUGUUCACAACAUUGUUACUGGCUAUCCAUGUGGCUAUGCAUUUGCAUAUUUUUCAUCGGAAUCAGAUGCCGAACGUGUACUGCGUGCUUGGCGUAAUCAAACUACUGUUUCAACGAAAUUAUACUGUGGACUAAAAGAUGAACGACACUGUGGUUUAGAUAUACCUAAUGGUGAUAAGGUAAUUUUAGAACCGUAUUUUGGUGGUACACUGCCUGGUUGGCGACCACGUCGUCUUGGUGGUGGAUUAGGUGGUCGUAAAGAAGCUGGGCAGUUACGAUUUGGCGGAAUCGCUCGGCCUUUUAGACGUCCGUUUAUUGCAAAUAAUGCAUCUUUGACAGAAAAGAAGUCAAAGUUUUGCAGAGAUUAA
Schistosoma bovis is the source of this 729-nucleotide messenger RNA. Lineage: Eukaryota; Metazoa; Platyhelminthes; Trematoda; Strigeidida; Schistosomatidae. The record is from the annotation of a GenBank genome assembly.